This is a messenger RNA of Sciurus carolinensis (gray squirrel), 559 nucleotides long. RefSeq names its product cysteine-rich secretory protein 2-like. The transcript has 6 exons. Gene Ontology annotation, cellular component: extracellular region. The coding region runs from base 17 to 553 and encodes 178 amino acids. The record is from RefSeq and is a predicted model, not a curated record. Lineage: Eukaryota; Metazoa; Chordata; Mammalia; Rodentia; Sciuridae.
UCCCAGAGCUAGCAAUAUGCUUAAAAUGAACUGGAAUGCUGAAGUCGCCAAGAAUGCUGAGAAGUGGGCAGAGAGGUGCACCUUGUCUCACAGUCCAAGAAGUCAACGAAAAAUUAGUUUUGCUAACUGUGGAGAGAAUUUAUUCAUGUCCAGUGCUCCCAUAUCAUGGUCACAUGCAAUCCAAUCUUUAUAUGAUGAAGUUAAAGAUUUUAAAUAUGGAGUUGAUGCAAAUGCUAAAACUGGCCAUUAUACCCAGCUCGUUUGGGCCACUUCCCACCAACUUGGAUGUGCCUUGGCCCACUGUCCUCACAAGCACCUUUCCUAUUACUAUGUUUGUCAUUAUUGUCCUGAGGGAAAUGAUGUAAGAACCAAGAAGACCCCAUAUAAAGUAGGAAAACCUUGUGCAGACUGCCCUGAUCACUGUGAUGAUGGGCUUUGUACCAAUCCCUGCAUAUAUGUGGAUAAGAUCUCAAAUUGUGCUGAAAUAGUCAAAGAUUAUGGAUGUGAUAAAAACUUCAUAAAAGAAAAAUGCCGAGCUACCUGCAAAUGCUAAUCAGAG